AACAUGUGGGUGUCCAGCGAGGACGAUUACAAGAUUCGGGAGGCAGGAUCGUCUGAGAAGACACUUCGGGUGAGGUUUCCACUCCACCGACCUGCCGCUGUCUCUCUGUAUCACCAGGGACAACAAGGUGAUGGUCGGUACACACAAAACUGUGACAGUUUACACACCAGAAGGCGAAGUCGUUCAGCGGACUACCACUGACCGUACCAAGCGACAAAUGGUCACUUUUCCACGCCACAUCGCACAGUGUCCAGUUUCCGGUAACAUUGCCGUGGCUGAUGGGGACGAUCCAGAGUGGGGUGGAGAUGACAAACCACACAUCAUGGUCAUGGAUUCAAACUUGCUCCUUCAGUUCCGGUACAGAGGAAACAAGAGCGAUUCAGCUGGCAAGAAGAAAUCCGGACCGUUCUUUGAUCCGUACGAUAUGUGCUUCGAUGCCAGCGGGAACUUGAUCAUAGCGGACAGAAACAACCGAUCUUUAUUACUGAUAAACAGGGAAGGCCGAUACCUCAGUACACUCCACGUUGACCAGGCCAGACCCGUGGCUGUCAGUCUCCAAAACGAAAACAUCCUGUGGGUUGGCUUUGACCGCGGAAAAGUAAAGGUUUUCCGCUACAGCUAAGGGAGUAAACGACGGAGGAUCGGUAAACGAUGUGUUGUGAUUUGGAAGGGUGGACUUAUACUUACCAAAGAGAAAUGUCGUCGAUUUCCGAAACGUUAACGAUGACGUCUAAAUAUGACUUGGUUCAAGUGUAAUGUGCAGACAAGUAUGAAGAUAUAUUGUGUAUAUCUAGUCAUUACAGAAGGAAGUGGUUUAUUGGUGUUUUGUCGUGUUCUUCAACAAUCCACAAUGCGCUUUCAUGCCUUUCACCAGGAGUGAUAUCGGAAGAUGAUGAUAAAUGGGUCAUGUUUUGAAGCGCAGUGCAAGUGUGGAAACUAUAUACAUUACUCUGGCCUGGUUGUGUCAAAAUACUGUAAUAUGCUGUAUCUGUGUCUGUUCUCGUCUUUCUGGAAAUAAUCAGAUAUCGACAUAGUCAUUUGUGCAAUGUGUAAACAGUGUGAAUUCCAUGGCGCAUUGACUGUGGAAUGUCCUUUUUUCGAAAAAUGUGGAGUCUUGUAAUGUAUGCCGCACGCCGGAUAGUUCAAUACAUGUAUCUUACAGGAAGUGACUCGUACCAUUGUCACGCACGUGUCGUAGUACCGUUUGUGACUGCAAGGACGACCGCAUUAUAAAAAAAAUAUUCUCCUCAAAUUUGUAUUACUUAAAUCAUUUUAUAUUCGACCAGGAGAAAUACCUAAAAAUAAGAAAUUAUACUUUAGUCAUUAAAAUACUUCUCAGAACUAUACGUAGCUUGGGUUCAUUACAAAUAAUAUGAUAGCAGUGAUGGAUCUGUCACACACACACACACACACACACACACGUACGCACACAAAUCCUUACACAUGUAUAUGU
Molecule: messenger RNA, 1453 nt
Organism: Pecten maximus
Lineage: Eukaryota; Metazoa; Mollusca; Bivalvia; Pectinida; Pectinidae
Exons: 1
Coding region: 131-622 (163 amino acids)
Source: RefSeq, a predicted model, not a curated record